CUUGAUAUCGUGGGGAAGGUUGCGUGGCCUUCUUUUGCUACCCUAUUAUCGUAUACUCAACAGUCAACAGAGCAGGUUGCCACAAGCUACUACGACGAUGGCGAUGCUCACCCGCCCCAAUAUCACGGCCUUGUGUGCCUACGGUACCCAUCUCUUCAGAUGCCACAGUCUGCGCCAUUACAAGUCUCAAGCUCUUGUUCGCCUAAUUGUUCCAGUGGAGAAGUUAGGUCGUCAACAGCUUAUCAUGCCCAAGCUUCACAUGGUGGGUCGUCGGAGCAUCAGUACCCGGGUUACGUCUCCCUCAAACGCUUCUGGACCUAUCGAUUCGCCAUUGAUGCAGUCGAUGCAGAACAAGAUUAAAGAAGAAUUGAAUGCGGAGUUAGUAACAGUUAAUGAUGCUUAUGGUGAUGGGCGGCAUGUUAGCAUUGAUGUUGUGUCUUCAGCUUUUGAGGGAAAGUCUGCUGUGAAUAGACAGCGGAUGGUAUACAAAGCCAUAUGGGAGGAACUUCAAAACGUGGUGCAUGCAGUUGACCAAAUGACAACCAAGACCCCUGAGGAAGCAGCAUCAGGGAAAUGAAGUCUUCUUUUAUAUGAAUGAUCUUAUACAUCUGGUCUGAUAAAUUCACUUUUAUUUGCUUCUUUUGUAAUCAUUGGAUCAUAAAUGUAGAAUCUUUUCAACAUUCUUCACUGAACACUACGAAAAUAGCUCAACUAUUA
This is a messenger RNA of Lactuca sativa (garden lettuce), 717 nucleotides long. Its product is annotated as BolA-like family protein. Lineage: Eukaryota; Viridiplantae; Streptophyta; Magnoliopsida; Asterales; Asteraceae. Gene Ontology annotation, cellular component: chloroplast. Gene Ontology annotation, biological process: iron-sulfur cluster assembly. The record is from RefSeq and is a predicted model, not a curated record.